Molecule: messenger RNA, 6991 nt
Organism: Onychostruthus taczanowskii (white-rumped snowfinch)
Lineage: Eukaryota; Metazoa; Chordata; Aves; Passeriformes; Passeridae
Gene: PLA2R1
Product: phospholipase A2 receptor 1
Exons: 30
Coding region: 20-4411 (1463 amino acids)
Cellular component (GO): plasma membrane; signaling receptor complex
Molecular function (GO): signaling receptor activity
Source: RefSeq, a predicted model, not a curated record
CGGGCGCAGCGCCGGGGCGAUGCCGGCGGUGCGGCUGCGGCUCCGGGCAGCCUGCCUCCUCCUCCUCCUCCUCCUACUCCUGCUGCUGGGCAGCCGCGGCGCCGCCGCCCUCGGCCGGGACGAGGUGCCUUCCCUGCGGAAUAAAGGGAUAUUUAUUAUCCAGAGUGAAAAUUCCAGUUUGUGCAUUAAAGUGGACAGAGCUGGCCUUGUUCUGGAAGACUGCGGUCAGCUCUCAGAAAAGAUGUUAUGGAAAUGGGCAUCCAACCGUCGUCUUUUCAACAUAGGCAGCAGCACCUGUCUGGGGCUGAACAUCAGCAAACCAGAGCAGCCACUGACUAUGCUUGAAUGUGAUUCAACUCAGUACUCAUUGUGGUGGAACUGUGAUGGAAAUGCGUUAGUUGGUGUAUCAGAGUUCAAAUUAGCAGUUGAAAACAGUAAACAUAUUGUGGCCAAAAAAAAAUCUACUUCUCAAUGGAAACAGUAUAUGUCCUAUGAUGAAGACCUUUGUGAACACCCAUUUCAAGAAACAUACACCUUGCUUGGAAAUUCUUUUGGUUUUCCAUGUGUUUUUCCAUUUAAAUAUAACAACAAGUGGUAUCAUGAGUGUACCAGAGAUGGAAAGGAAUCUGAGUGGUGUGCCACAACAACUCACUAUGAACAAGAUGAAAAAUGGGGGUUUUGCCCAAAUGCUGAGAGUGGCUGUGACAUCUUUUGGAAGAAGAACCCCAAGACACACAUCUGCUACCAGUUCAACCUGGCGUCCGUGCUGAGCUGGCGCGAGGCUCGGGCUGCCUGCCAGCUGCAAGGAGGGGACCUGCUCAGUGUCACCAGCCCCGAUGAGCAGGACUACAUAAGUAACUUAAACAGUCAGUUAAAUUCCACAGACAUGAUGCUGUGGAUGGGCCUGAAUCGCCUGGAUGAAGAUGCUGGCUGGCAGUGGUCAGAUGGAGCACCACUCAUGUUUGUGAACUGGAGAGCAAAUGUCUCUGAUAACCGUUAUAAAGAAAAUCAUUGUGCAGUGAUUAAUCCAAGAUUGAAGUAUGGCUGGAACAGCUAUCUGUGUGAAUCUGGAUUGCCUUUUGUAUGCAAAAAAUAUUUAAAUAAGACAGAGCAUGAAACACUGGAUACAUGGCAGUAUCAUGCCACUCGCUGUGACGCUGGCUGGUACCCGCACAAUCGCAACUGCUACAGACUGCAUAAAGAGCAGAAGAGCUGGAAUGAUGCUUCUCUCUCAUGCCACAGUGAAAACAGCAGACUCAUCAGUGUAUCCUCCAUGGCAGAUGAAGAGCUGCUCCUUAACUUGCUUGAAAGUGAAAAUGUGACAGAGACAUGGAUUGGAUUAUACAGUAAUGACACCCCUGUUGUUUUUGAGUGGUCAGAUAACACCCCAGUAAAAUUCUCUAACUGGCACAGACAAGAUCCCAACACCUUUCAAAGAACAGGACAACUCUGUGUUUCUGCACAAGGACCUGAAGGACAUUGGAGGAUUAAAAAAUGUGAAGACAAAUCUUACUAUAUCUGCAAAAAAGCAGGGGAAUUUAAUAGUGUCUCUCCAGAACUGGAAACAAAUUGUCCAGAGGGAUGGGAAAGACAUGGUGGAUAUUGUUACAAAAUCGACAGUACCCCUCGAAGUUUUGAACAUGCUUCCAGUGGUUAUUUCUGCCCAUCUGCACUUGUGUCAGUAACAAACAGGUUUGAACAAGCUUUUAUCAACAGCAUGAUCCGCAGCAUGGCAGAAUCUGAGAGAACUUAUUUUUGGAUAGGAUUGCAAGACCUCAACAACACAGGAGAAUACUUUUGGCUCAGUACAGCAGGCAAGAAUCACUCUGUGAGCUACACAAACUGGAACAAGUACCAGCCACGUCGUUCUGGAGGAUGCGUGGCUAUGCGAGCGAAGCACCCUGUUGGUUACUGGGAGGUGAAAAGCUGUGAGAACUUCAAAGCAAUGUCAUUGUGCAAGCAAAAAGUCAAUUCUUAUGAAGAACCUGAGCUUACUUUUCAGAGAUAUUCGAGUUCCUGCUAUUUUGGAUGGGAGUCAGAACCUAAUCUGCUCAACUGCUACAAGAUAUUUCACAACGAAAAGGUUCUGAUGAGAAGAACGUGGGAUGAAGCAGAAGCGUUAUGUCAAGAUUUCGGAGCCCAUCUUGCUAGUUUUAGCCACAUCUAUGAAGAGACAUUUUUAAACAAUUUAUUAUAUACAAUUUUUGAUAGAACAGAAGACAGACAGUUCUGGAUUGGAUUUAAUAAAAGAAAUGCACUUUCUGGAGGGACGUGGCAGUGGUCUGACAGAACACCUGUUGUAUCUUCGUUUUUGGAGGACAAGUAUGUUGAAGAUGACUCAAGAAACUGUGGUGUGUUCAAAGUAAACAGAACAGUCUUUCCAGCACACUGCAAAGAAAAGCGUGAAUGGAUAUGCAAAAUACCAAAAGGUGUCAAACCAAUGAAUCCAGUUUGGUACACAGCUGAACUGCCCUGGUCAUAUUAUCAAGGAGCAGAAUAUCUUUUCCAUGUCAGCCCUGCAGAAUGGGAAACCUGUAAGUUUGUCUGUGGCUGGCUUCGUGGUGGAUUGGCAAUAAUAAAUUCUUCUGGUGAACAAACCUUUAUUCAAAGUAAAAUAAGGAAGCUGUCGACUGGUGAUGUUCACUGGUGGAUUGGAUUGCACGCAGAAAACCUCAGUGAUGAGUUUCGCUGGAGAGAUGAAUCACCAGUAACGUACCAGAACUGGGAUGAAGGGAGGGAAGGAGAUCUGCAGAGACCAGGGAAAAGAUGUGGCUUCAUUUCAUCACAAACAGGACUCUGGGGUGAUGAAAACUGUACUGUUUCUCUUCCCUGUAUUUGUAAACGUAAAAUUCCAAAGAAGAUAGAGAAAGAGGUUCCAAAAGACUCGAACCAACAAGGAGUGUGUCCCAAAGGCUGGUUGCACUUUGGAUUCAAAUGCUUUUUAAUACAAAUUCCAAAGGAUCCAGAUCAUCUGAGAAACUGGUACUCUGCACAGGAAUUUUGCAGUAACUAUGAUGGGUCACUUGCUAUCCUGGAAGAUGAACUGGAGCAAGCCUUCAUAACAAUGAAUCUGUAUGGGUGGAAAACAAGUGUUUGGAUUGGUUUCCAGAGUGACGAUUAUGAAAAAUGGUUGAACGAAAAUCCACAGAUGUAUUCCAACUGGUCACCAGUUGAACUAGUGGAUAGACAGCAUUUUAACAUUCAAGAUCAACUUCCACUGUGUACAUUGGUAUCAAAUAACCCUAAUUUUUAUUUUACGGGAAAAUGGUACUUAGAAAACUGUCAGAAAAAUUAUGGGUUUGUCUGCCAAAAGACUCAGGACACAUCCAGACAUCUUAUCAAUGCAUCCGAUAUGUAUCCUGUGCCAGAUACUCUAGAGUAUGGAAACAGAGUGUACAAACUAAUAAGUGGGAAUUUUACAUGGUCUUCUGCAUUACAAGCCUGCAUGGCAAACAGUGCAGAGCUGGUGAGCAUUACAGACCAGUACCACCAGGCCUUCCUCACCAUCAUCAUCAACCGCCUGGGCUACAGCCACUGGAUCGGCCUCUUCACUUCCGACAACGGGCUUAACUUUGAAUGGUCAGAUGGGACCAGGUCUUUGUUCACCUUCUGGGAAGAUGAUGAGUCCCAGGCCCUUGGCAGCUGUGUUUACAUUGAUACUGCAGGGCACUGGAAAAGCGCAGAUUGUGAACAACCUCUGCAAGGAGCAGUUUGCCAUGUGCCACCUGAAAAGAAACUCAAUGCCUACAAAGGCUUAUGUUCAGAAAAAACUGUACCCUGGAUCAAAUUCAAAAACAGUUGCUACAGCUUUUCCACAGUUCUUCAGGGCAUGAGUUUUGAUACAGCAUAUGAGGUCUGCAAAAAUCAAGGAUCAAAUCUUCUGACUAUUCAAGAUGAAGAUGAAAAUGCCUUCAUUUUGGAAGAAUUACACAGUUUUGGUUAUUCUGUACAAAUGGUUUGGUUGAACAUUCUGCUUGUUACAGACAAUGAGACAGUCUCCUGGUUUGAUGGUUCUCCUUUAAAUUAUUCUAACUGGGGCAUCAGAGAGCCUGAAUUUGAUAAUCUCAAAGGGAAUUUCUGCAUCAGCUUGAGGACCACAGAUGGAGCCUGGCAAUUAUCUCCAUGCAUAGAAAAAAAGGGUUUUGUAUGUAAAAUGGAUGCAGAUAUUGGUACAACAGAAUCCUCUGAAAAAGCAUCAUACAGUGGGCUUGUAGCUCUGGCUGUUCUUGUGACAUUGGUGAUGUUGGCUGCCAUUUCCCUUUUCCUGUGGUGCCUGCACAAAGAGAAUAACCAACUCUUCCGCAGGAUACUGUGGGUCAGAGAUGCCUAUUUGCCACAGAUCAAUGCUGAUAGUCCUGCUUUGGAAGAAAGCAUCCUCAUUUCUGACUUUGAGAGAAGUGAGAACAAUUAAUUGAUCAGAAGUAGCACGUGGUCUUUUCUUCUGUGUGAAACUUCACAACCUACAGUGGUUUUCUCACUCCGAGUCCCUCGGAGUGCCCAUAUCCUGAGGGGCCAUCAGUAUCAAUGCUGGAGGAGCCCUUAUCCUGGAGAGAUUUUGCUUUGUGGCAGGAUGAGGUGAGGAUGCAAGGUAGAGCCAUGGAGAAAUUUUCUUCUCUGGGACAAGCCAGGAAUUGAAAAUACUCACAGACCAUAAACCUCCAGCCACUCACUUGGAGCAGACGUGUUUGAGGUCCCAGAGCAGUGGACAUUUUCAUGCAACUUUUUCCUUUGGGAAUGUUUGGGCCUGUGUGUUUUGUUUUUAUACUUUGCAGAACCUGCUUAUGAGCUGGCAUUGAAAUUUGGCCUUGAAUUUAGGAACUCUGAAAUAUAUUCCAAGGAUUAUGGAGAAGACCAUUUUUUUUUCCUGGUGAAAUGAACAGUUAUUUUUCAGACCAUAGAUUCUUGCCACAUUGAUUUCCAAGCUUGCAGGGAGAUGAAGUCACUCUUGACAUGGGACUGCCAGAGUUUUGGUAGUUUGGCCUGUGAUGCCUAGUCCAUGUUAUGAAAUAAAUUAGUCUAGAGAUUUAAUGGCAUAUGGGCUUUGUCAUCCUGAAAGCAUUACAUUCAUUUUAGAUGCAUCCAGCGUCCUAUUAAAGAUUUACUUAUGUCAUCUCUCACCUAGAUUAUUUCAGACAUGGAAUCCCACCAGCCUUCAUUAAUAAUAUUUUUGGGCAAUAUCUGUUUGAAAAAAACCAAAAAACCCUGUUAUCCCUGUUAUAAAUCUUUCUCAAGGUAUGGAACAAAUGGCCUUGCUGUUCAGCUGCAGUGUUCCUGUGAGCAGUAUUCAUGGACGCUCUGCUGAGAGCCUGCUCUCCAAAGCUGAGGAUGACAUGUGGGGGAGCCACAUUGCUGUUCCCUAAGGAUGCUACUCCUCUCUCCCCAUGCAGCAGGCACUUUCCCUUUCAGUGUUCAUACCAAGGUGCUAAGGACGAAGGUGAAUUUUGCUGACCCCUUGCUCUGCUGAUGGUUGUGAAUUAGCCAGCUCAGGUCUCUAUGCUGUCUCAGUUGCAGCAGCCCAGGACAGAAAUGUUUACUUGCCCUGGGAUUCCCACCAAUCCAACCAAGUCCUCCACACACCUCUCUGAAAACACCUGGGAGCUUUUUAAUUUAUUUUUUUUUUACUGCAGUGUGGAAAAACAAGCACUUAGUGAUGGUUACUUCACAAUGGAUUUAGCGUCGUUUCCGCCAUCUCUAAAAGCGGCUGCAAAGGGCUGCAUUUGUAAUUCUAUUUCUCAGUUUCCUUGUUUUAAGGUGACUCAUUCUAAAAGUUUUGCAAGAGUCCUGAGAAGGAGGUAUGUUCUUCAGACUUAAGCAAGCAGCUAAGGCCAAAUGAAAUGUUUUUACACAAUAAUUGUGCACAUGCACAGGAAUGUAUGACCUCCUUUAACCUAGAUUUCACAUGGCCAAAAAUUGCCUGUUCAUGCCAUAAUUGUGUGUAGGGCUAUUUUUAAAAAUUAUUUCAUACAUAGAAUAUUUCUGUGCUGGUUUACAGAACUGGUUUACUCUUUUUGAUGACUUCUAAGGUUGUAGCUAUCACAAGUUCUUAAUCUGAAAUUUUUCUAUCAUAUAAAAUAUAAAUAGCUUUUCUGUGUACAUUCUGUCUAGCAGUUUGACCCCAUACAUUAGUCAUCAGUAAUAUUUUUUAAGUUUUGGUUUAAUCCUCUAGAUUUAUCUAUCAGACUGUUUUUAUUUGCAAUCCAUUGUUAGAGUUCGUGGACUGCAACUUUUGAGUGCAAUUGCCAGAUAAUCUGUUGUUUAUAUGUAUUAAUUGUCAUAGCUUUUUACCGCCAAAAGAAAAGAAAAGAAAGCUUAUGACCUCUUCUUUCCCAAUGACUAUUUCACCUAUUCAGACAAAAGCCAGAGGAACUUAAACCAAUAAACCCCUUUCAUCACAUUCACUGAGAAGUGUGUAAAUGCUGCCUGCUUACAGUACAGCAAGCAGAGUGGCUUGCAGGGUGGUUUUUGUUUGCAGGACUAAGCUGUGUCAUCUCUGAGGACAUUUUAUUGGGCUACAGUGCUGGUGAUAGUUAUACAGACUCUGGUCAGAUUUUGGUGUGGUUAAUGAAGUUGUAUUUUUUCACAAAACUUGACAUAGGUGUUUUAUCAAUUUUCCUUGAAGUAUGUUUUAUUCCUUAAAAUAUAUCUGAAGGGUAAUGCCAUAAUCAAUAAACCUAACCUCAAAAUAGUGAUUGUUGAUUAAUGCUGAUAUAGAUGAGCUUGUAUUAAAGAAAAAAAAGUUCAAGCAAUGUUUUCUUCCUACUUUGAAAUGGUUUUGAAGGAACAGACCCUUAGGUAUUUAUUUUUACAUCUUUCAUCAUUCUAAUUUUUUAAAACUGCAGAUAUUAUUCACUCAAGAAUGUAAUCAAUGAUUGUUUUCUAGUCUUCUUUCUGGGUUUUGUUAUCAAUGGCUUUCAAUUGUUUUCCCUUAAUCAGAGGUCUCCUAUAUAGUCCCUGAUCAGAGUAUGUGGUGACUGUGUUUUUGUUGCUGACC